Molecule: messenger RNA, 789 nt
Organism: Gongylonema pulchrum
Lineage: Eukaryota; Metazoa; Nematoda; Chromadorea; Rhabditida; Gongylonematidae
Source: the annotation of a GenBank genome assembly
UUGUUAUUAUAUGUGGCGAAUGCACGAAAAAGAAAAGCUCGGUGUUUAUUUUUCGCAUGUGUAUCCUUUUUCUUUUUCAGUUUUUGCACCCUCAAACUAGGUUUUGCAAACAAUUCAGGACUACGCGCUGAUUCGCGAGUGCCUUUAGUUGUGAUUCCCGAGGAUCAGUGCCGGAUCAAGCGUGAAGCAAAGCAGAAGUUACGCAAUGCGCUUGAACAGCAGCGCAGAUCGAGCUGCGCGAGUCCAUCCCAACAAGCUGUCAGCUCCUCCGAGUCACCGGAUGAUUGUUGCUCCGCACUGUCUCUGGAAACACGCGAGCUGAUAAGUCGGAUUGUGGCCAUCGAUCAACAGUUUGCUACACCGUCUACCGACACGCUUAUGAAAAUUUCGGAAUGCAGCGAAGGCAGCUCAUCGUAUCAACAGCUCGCCGAAUUGACAAUCUUAAGUUUGCAGUUGAUUCAUCAAUUCACAAUGCAUUUGCCUGGAUUUUGUAAACUUUCUGAUGAGGACAAACGCACACUGCAUAAGGCAUGCAAAACAGAAGUGCUGGUACUGCGCACAUCACGUUGUUAUGACACAUUUGACGAAAAAGUAGUUUUGGGUAACGAAGCGAAGCAGUGGCGUUAUGAUCGUGAGCAGUACCGAGAAUUCAUUGGGCCACUGGCAGAUCCGAUGUUUGAUUUCGCGCAUGCCGUGUCAAAAAUGCAUUUGCACCAAGCGGAAUUUGUUCUGCUUACUGCAAUCGCCAUUUUUUCUGGUGCAGUUAUUCUUACUACUGUUGUAUUAUAA